AUGGCGGAGAAAACCAAUUGUGCAAAAUGUCAAAAAGCUGGAUGUGCUGCAAAGUGUUAUGGAUGUCAACAAUCAUAUUGUAUUCCACAUUUUGUAAAACAUCGAUUAUAUCUUGCUCAACAAAUGGAUGAUCUUCAAGAAAAAUAUAAAGUCUUAGAAAAAGAUGUAGAUGAAAAUGAUUUUGAACAAUCCUUUCUAUCGAGUAUUUAUGCUUGGGAACGAAAAGCAAUCAGAAAAAUUCAGGAAAUUGCUGAAAAAGCUCGAAAUGAUAUUCAAGAAAUCAUUGAAAAAAGAAAAGAUGAAGUUAAAAUUUCAUUAAAUAAAACACUUUCAGAAUAUGGCACAACUGCAAAAUCAGAGAAUUAUACAGAAAUUGAAAUUGAUAAAUGGACUAAACAAUUAUCUGAACUUCGAAAUUCACUGGAAAAACCAACGAAUAUUUGUAUUGUAGAAGAUAGAAAAGCUACUGCAACAAUUCGUGGAAUUAAAAUUAUCGAACAACAAGAACAAUCACUAUGUUCAAAUCCCAUAUCACAAACAAAUAAUCAUACAUCAGAAAAAUUAAUUGAAUCUAUACAAGAACAUUUUGUAUCAAUGUAUGGACCAUGUACAAUAUCUGAAGAUAAAUCUCUUGUUAAACAUUCAAGUUAUCGUGCUGGAAUAUCACAAAUCAGUGGUGUUAAUAAUUAUUCAUCGGGAAAACAUUCUAUUGUAUUUUUAAUUGAAAAAAAAGGAACGAAAAAUAUUUUUUUUGGUAUACAUUCUGCAGCAAAAGAAGUUUCUACUGCAGCAUAUGAUCGUUCAAUUUAUGGAUGGUGGAAUCUUGAUUAUGUUAUUAUGAAUGGUGAUAAUGUAGAUGGUAAUAAUAGUAAGGAAAUAAUUCAAACAGGUGAUAAAAUAACAUUAAUUAUCGAUUGUGAUAAUCAACAAGUACAAUUUGAGCAUCGUCGAAUUGAAAAACUUGUUCAUUUACCCGUAGUACUUAGUGAAUGUCCAUUUCCUUGGCAAAUACUUAUUAGAUUGAUUAAUUCAGGUGAUUGCAUUCGUAUUCUAAGAUAA
Rotaria sp. Silwood2 is the source of this 1059-nucleotide messenger RNA. NCBI's taxonomy places the organism in Eukaryota, Metazoa, Rotifera, Eurotatoria, Philodinida, Philodinidae. The record is from the annotation of a GenBank genome assembly.